AGAAAGUUAAAAAGAAAAUAAAAUCAAAGAGAGCUCUCUAAGAUUUCAUAUGUUUUCUUGAGUAAUUAACCAUUCUCUCCAUUUAUUUAUUUUUUUCUUGCCCAUAUAAACAAUGAUAACAGCAGAUUCCCAAUCAUCCACUCCACACUAUAGGAAACACACAUAAUUGCACCCAACAAUCCUUUUCACUAUAGAAACCUGUGCUUUUAAGCUAUUCACUUCCCUUUUCUUUCAUUUCUUGCCUCCCUUUUUCUUCCUUUAUUUUUUUAGCCCCCCUACCAAUAAUAUAAAUACAUAUCAAUCUCCAUCACCUUAUUUUCACCACCAUUAUUAAUUCUUUCCUCUUCUAUAAUGGAUCCUUCAUGCACCACCACCACUUCUGUCAAUGGCUUCUACAGCUUUCUCACACGAGGGCUCGAUGAUCUCGACCGCUGUUUCCUUUCUAACAACUUCAUGUCAAUUCAGUUCCUUCAGUCUGUUCUUUCCUCUCUUCAAUCUUUCCAUUCCCAAUUAACCAUUCUGGUUCAGAGGCUUCAUCUUCCUAUUGGAGAGAAGUGGCUGGAUGAAUACAUGGACGAAAGUUCAAGGCUUUGGGAAGCAUGUGUUAUAAUGAAAUCCGGAGUUUCAGGAAUGGAAAAUAUUUACUCUUCUGGUGCUAAUAUAGCUUCUUCCCUUGACGGGUUCCAUAAUUUGAAUGCACAAGUUGUUCGUCAGGUCAUUCGGGCAAUCAUGGGUUGCCAAAGAGAAAUUCUAGUGUUAGAAGAGGAUAACAAGAGCUUAAUGGAAACAAGGGCUCGAGCAUUGUCCCUACAAUUUGAUGAGAACGUAUCAAUAGAAUCAAAGUUCAAUGCGUUCAAUGGUUUCAGAGGAGUUCUCUAUGCAAUGAGAAACGUUAGUUCAUUGCUUCUAAUGAUAUUAUUUGGAGGGCUCGUGUAUUGCUGGCCUGAAACAAGUUUUUGCCAGGGAGGAGGGUAUGGAGGGCAUGUGAUAUUCGGGUCAUCUUUUAUGGUAUCAAUGGCAAGAUUGCAAGAAAGAGUGGCAAAUGAGAUGGACCAAAUUGGUGGGCAACCAGGGAUUAUGCUUUACGAAUUCAGACAAGCCAAAAUAGCAAUGGAAGAGCUAAAAGUAGAUAUGGAGAGUGUUAUGGAGUAUGAAUCAGAACUUGAGAUCCAAGACAAAGUUGACAACUUGAAGAGUUGCUUUGGGUUGUUGAGAUGUGGGGUUGAGACCAUAAUUGGGCAGCUUGAUGAUUUCUUUGAUGAAAUAGUUGAAGGUAGAAAGAAACUUUUGGACAUGUGCACUCAUAGAUAGAUGUACAUGUGCAGCCCUAGGUAGAAAGAAAGAAAGAAAGAAAGAGCUAGUAAAAAGGUUAAAAAGAAACUGCAACAAUCAGUAGCUACUGCUGGCAUAUUGAUGCCACCCUUUUUUCUUUUCUUUUUUUUCCCCUUCUUUUAUUAUUAUUUUUUCCUUACAAGUUUCUAUAAGUUUCCUUUUCCCCUUGAAGGAACUCUAGUUUUGCAGCUAGAAUAUACAUAUAAUUUUUGAAGAAUGGAAUGUGGGUGCU
Ricinus communis (castor bean) is the source of this 1564-nucleotide messenger RNA. RefSeq lists its product as uncharacterized. The transcript has 2 exons. NCBI's taxonomy places the organism in Eukaryota, Viridiplantae, Streptophyta, Magnoliopsida, Malpighiales, Euphorbiaceae. The record is from RefSeq and is a predicted model, not a curated record. The coding region runs from base 352 to 1311 and encodes 319 amino acids.